AUGCCGAAUAAUGGUUCUGAAGCGCCCUCUGAGCAUUUGACUGCUAUUCCCGAUGAUCUCUUGGAGGUUGCUGACGAAGAUCCAUGGCUCGAGGAACUGAAGACUUGCGUCCACGCUAUGCGCGAGUGGGAGCCACAAAGUCAGGAUAUUAUCUGCUCGCCUAUCGGAACAGCUCUUCCGCAGCUCGCGCAUCACGAAUCAUUCUACCAGCGGCUUUUUGCACCAGCAUUUCAACUUGGUUUCAAAUUAGUUGAUGAAUACAAUAAUACAUUCGCUACUGCGAGACAUUUCACUCACGGAGACCUCAUUGCUCAUAACAUCUUAAUCAAUGAAGAUGGACACUUGGCUGGCUUUCUCGACUGGGAAUCCGGAGGUUGGUAUCCCGAAUCUUGGGAGUACAAGACAGCAAUGCGCUUCGGGAGAGACAGCUGGUGGUAUCAGGUUACUAUGUGGAUGGGUGGUGAUGAGUAUCGAGAAGAGCAAGAAUCAGAUAGAGCGCUGAACUGUUUGACGGGGGACUCUUGCAUAGCUUUUUGA
Aspergillus eucalypticola CBS 122712 is the source of this 537-nucleotide messenger RNA. RefSeq lists its product as uncharacterized. Bases 1 to 537 code for a protein of 178 amino acids. The record is from RefSeq and is a predicted model, not a curated record. NCBI's taxonomy places the organism in Eukaryota, Fungi, Ascomycota, Eurotiomycetes, Eurotiales, Aspergillaceae. The transcript has 4 exons.